AUGACAGUAUCCAGCGCCGCGCCGAAGACCGUACCAAAGCGCUUGUUUUCCACCGAGUCUCCUCGGCUGGAAGACUUCAUAAAAAUCUGUUCCCAGAGAACCGACAAGACCACAUAUCCUCUGGCAGCGUCGGUGGAGAAGAACAUUCCCAUCUACGAUGCCUCUACCCUAGAUCCUCUAGACGCUCGCCUGGCCGACGACCUUCAAGAUGAAUGGCACCACAUCCUCAACGCAGGACCUGGAAUCUUCGUGCUCAAGGGCAUGUACCACCCCAGCCAAUACGAGUCCACCCUCACAUCCACCAGCGCCGCCUUCCAGCGCAUCGUCGACCAGGAACGUCAGUCCUCCACCACGGUCAAGGGCGACCAUUUCGCCGCCAGCGGCAAAAACGACCGCAUCUGGAACUCCUUCAGCAAGCACGCCACCGAGGACCCGGCCUCGUUCAUCGACUACUACUCCAACCCCUGGCUCCGUCUCGUCAGCGAGAGCUGGCUGGGUCCCGCCUACCGGGUCACCGCGCAAGUCAACGUUGUCAAGCCCGGCGGCGCCGCCCAGGAAAGCCACCGCGACUACCACCUGGGCUUCCAGGAGCUGGACCGCUGCGCCGCCUUCCCGCGCAGUAUCCAGCUCACGAGUCAGUGCCUCACGCUCCAGGGCGCCGUGGCGCACAGCGACAUGCCCCCGCAGAGCGGGCCAACGCGAUUCCUCCCCUUCAGCCAGACCUACGAGGUGGGGUAUCUAGCCUGGCGCCGGGACGAGUUCCGGACGUAUUUCAAAGCCAAUUACACGGCGUUACCGCUGGCGCUGGGCGACGGGUUAUUUUUCAACCCGGCGGUGUUCCACGCCGCGGGGGCAAAUGAGAUGGAGCCCGAUAACAACCCUGGUGGCGGGUUCCAUCGCAAGGCAAACCUGCUGCAGAUUAGCAGCGGGCUGGGCAAGACGAUGGAGACCAUCGACACGGUCCCGAUCGUGGAUCGGUGCUGGGACGGCCUGGUCGAGCGGUAUCGAGCAGCGGGGAACACGCUGGACGCGCCGCUGGAGGCGUUUGUCCUGGCGGUUGCGGAUGGGUAUCCGUUUCCGACGAAUCUAGACCGUUGGCCGCCGACGCCCAGUGGGAUGGCGCCAGAGAGCGAGCAGGAGAUCGUGCGUCGGGGCUUGAAGGAAGGAUGGGGACGAGAGCAAGCGGUGGAGGAAUUGAGACGGAUGCAAGCGGACUCCUGCGCUUGA
Molecule: messenger RNA, 1227 nt
Organism: Aspergillus affinis
Lineage: Eukaryota; Fungi; Ascomycota; Eurotiomycetes; Eurotiales; Aspergillaceae
Product: phytanoyl-CoA dioxygenase family protein
Exons: 1
Coding region: 1-1227 (408 amino acids)
Biological process (GO): fatty acid alpha-oxidation
Molecular function (GO): phytanoyl-CoA dioxygenase activity
Source: RefSeq, a predicted model, not a curated record